AUUGAGCUUCUCAGAGUCACUGUCUCUGAAAUCAAGCUCUCCUCAGGUUCCUCUCUGAAUGACCACACAGGGUCAUACACCACUGUAUUGGCUGAGGGGGGGGGCGGCGUUGCAACAGCGGUGAGAGGGGCAGGGGACAGACCGGAUGCAGACUCACCGGCCGGCAGAAGGGACAACACCCCACUGCAAGGCACGGCAACUACCGCCGCGGCUGCGAGAGAAGCAGGAGGAGAUGUGGCAAUGGGAGUGGUGCUCCCGCAGCUCAUUGAUGCCACUGUCUCCAACCUGGCUUUCUUGACAGUCACAGAGGCCGCUGCUGCAUCAUAA
This is a messenger RNA of Blastomyces gilchristii SLH14081, 327 nucleotides long. RefSeq lists its product as uncharacterized. The record is from RefSeq and is a predicted model, not a curated record. The transcript has a single exon. Lineage: Eukaryota; Fungi; Ascomycota; Eurotiomycetes; Onygenales; Ajellomycetaceae. The annotation marks the transcript as partial.